UCGAGCGCACAGCAACCCCAGCAAAUUAAACACACACACCAAAAAAUACUUGCAGCUAACAAACAAUACUAUAAGGUUAACUAAAGUUGGGCAGAGAUUUAGUUUGAAACGGAAACAACGCUCGACGAGUGCAAAUAAUUAAAGGCAGUUAACUAAAGUGCACGAUCGACAUGGAGGCGCCAGAGUUCAAAGAUUUUGCCAAAACAAUGGUGGAUUUUAUAGCCGAAUAUCUGGAGAACAUACGCGAAAGACGCGUUCUGCCGGAAGUGAAGCCUGGCUACCUUAAGCCCUUGAUUCCGGAUGAGGCACCCGAGAAGCCGGAGAAGUGGCAGGAUGUGAUGGAGGACAUCGAACGGGUCAUCAUGCCGGGUGUGACCCACUGGCACAGUCCCAAGUUCCAUGCCUACUUCCCCACGGCCAAUUCAUAUCCAGCCAUUGUGGCUGAUAUGCUGAGUGGUGCUAUUGCCUGCAUCGGAUUCACCUGGAUCGCCAGUCCUGCGUGCACGGAACUCGAAGUGGUCAUGAUGGAUUGGCUGGGCAAAAUGCUGGAUUUGCCAAAAGAAUUCUUGGCCUGCUCCGGCGGCAAGGGUGGCGGUGUCAUCCAAGGAACAGCUAGUGAGUCUACAUUGGUCGCCCUCCUGGGUGCCAAGGCAAAGAAGGUUAAGGAAGUGAAGGAGCUGCAUCCAGAGUGGGAUGAGCACACCAUCUUGGGCAAGCUUGUGGGCUAUUGCUCUGAUCAAGCUCACUCCUCCGUGGAGCGUGCUGGUCUUUUGGGAGGAGUAAAACUUCGUUCUGUUCUUUCGGAAAAUCAUCGGAUGCGUGGAGAUGCUUUGGAAAAAGCCAUCGAAAAGGAUCUGGCUGAAGGUCUGAUUCCAUUUUAUGCCGUGGUUACCCUGGGCACCACCAAUUCCUGCGCCUUCGAUUACCUGGAUGAGUGCGGACCCGUGGGUAACAAGCACAAUGUAUGGAUCCAUGUGGAUGCUGCCUAUGCUGGCUCUGCAUUCAUCUGCCCAGAGUACCGUCAUCUGAUGAAGGGUAUUGAAUCAGCUGACUCCUUCAACUUCAACCCUCACAAAUGGAUGCUGGUGAACUUUGACUGCUCAGCCAUGUGGCUGAAGGAUCCCAGUUGGGUUGUUAACGCCUUCAAUGUAGAUCCUCUGUACCUCAAACACGAUAUGCAGGGAUCAGCUCCGGAUUAUCGCCAUUGGCAAAUCCCACUGGGUCGCCGUUUCCGCGCUUUGAAGCUCUGGUUUGUUCUUCGCCUGUAUGGAGUGGAGAAUCUUCAGGCUCAUAUCCGUAGACAUUGCAAUUUUGCCAAACAUUUUGGCGAACUUUGUGUGGCUGAUUCGAGAUUUGAACUGGCUGCUGAGAUUAACAUGGGAUUGGUCUGCUUCCGACUGAAGGGAAACAAUGAGCAGAAUGAAGCUCUUCUGAAACGCAUCAAUGGACGAGGCAACAUCCACAUGGUUCCUGCUAAGAUCAAGGAUGUGUACUUCCUGCGAAUGGCCAUUUGCUCACGUUUCACACAGUCCGAGGAUAUGGAAUAUUCGUGGAAGGAGGUCAGUGCCGCUGCUGAUGAAAUGGAACAGGAGAAGUAAUGUGGUUUUACGGGUCUAAUCCGGGUUUUAAUUAUAAAAUAAAAUAUAAUAAUUUAAUUACAACAAAUUGUUAAACAGUGGACCAAGAUACCAUUAAGUAUUUCGACUAAUAGUUAAAUAUCUAAUGGUUAAAACCGGAUUAGACCUAAAUCCAUUUUUCACAUGCGACAUGUUUAGGGAAUUUACAUCGCAACAAAAGAUAGAAGGACUAUACGCCCUCCAUCGCCACAUUAGACUUUAGGUGUCCUAUCAUCGUAUCGUUGAUGUUGUUAAUGCUUUUAUUGUUAACGUUCUACGCGUAAUUAAAACAUAUGUAUUCUGCUUAAAAAUACAACAAAUUGUAACUAUAAA
This is a messenger RNA of Drosophila eugracilis, 1949 nucleotides long. RefSeq names its product aromatic-L-amino-acid decarboxylase. Lineage: Eukaryota; Metazoa; Arthropoda; Insecta; Diptera; Drosophilidae. Gene Ontology annotation, molecular function: aromatic-L-amino-acid decarboxylase activity; pyridoxal phosphate binding. The record is from RefSeq and is a predicted model, not a curated record. Gene Ontology annotation, biological process: serotonin biosynthetic process; amino acid metabolic process; catecholamine metabolic process.